GUCGACUCAUGUGCUGAUGGAGAUGGAGAUGUCCAAUCCGAAGGGAACUUGGGAAGAAUGGGAAGACGAACCCAUCAUCCUUCGGCGAGCGAGCAAUGAGCAUUCACAACUGUCAAUGGAAAUGGCCCUUUGCUUCCCUUCUCUCGCCUCACCUUGCUUCUCUCGCCUCACCUUCCCCCCACACACACACUCAGCCCGACGUACCGGUAACAUAUCUAACUAACCACUCGACACGAACUCCACAGACACAGGCCAGGCUCCACUUCCCUUCCUCGCCUCUCCGGCAGGUCCCUGCCAAGGCCAAGGAAACAACGGUGACUGUCAGCUCGCUAGGCACUCUAGGUAUUGCCGUACCGAACCCGUAUCGACUCGGCUCCGGCUGGGUCUCGCUCCGGAUGCCAACUCAAAUGCUGAGAAAUGCGCCAGUGCUGAGCCAAGCGGGCGGAUAUAAGACGGUCGGGCCGGACGGAUGUUGCAGGUGACUAUUGACUGUUGUUGAGAUCGUUCACACUACCUAUCGUAGUAGGUACCUACGAUACCG
This is a messenger RNA of Tricharina praecox, 541 nucleotides long. RefSeq lists its product as uncharacterized. Lineage: Eukaryota; Fungi; Ascomycota; Pezizomycetes; Pezizales; Pyronemataceae. The coding region runs from base 96 to 482 and encodes 128 amino acids. The transcript has a single exon. The record is from RefSeq and is a predicted model, not a curated record.